Messenger RNA from Nothobranchius furzeri (turquoise killifish), 6728 nucleotides. Lineage: Eukaryota; Metazoa; Chordata; Actinopteri; Cyprinodontiformes; Nothobranchiidae. The record is from RefSeq and is a predicted model, not a curated record.
AGGUGUAUGACGUCAUCAGCGACUAGUCGAAGUCGACUCGAUUUUCAUUACUUGACUGUCGACUUUAAAAAAAAUCAAGUCAUGCAACCCCUAGAAGAAACGUUCUUUUUCUGAUUCCUAACAAGCAGACCCUUUGUUGCAGUUGGCAAAAAUAUCAUUUUAUGGAAAUGACAUCACAUAUCUGUCGUUUCUGAUGCAGCUUAUGGUGCAGCAGAGGAAAACCAGCUGACUUCAAGACACGUCAAUCCCUUAGUCUAACAUCAAACGUCCGCACAAAAAAUGUUUUAUUAUGUACAUUGUUUUUAGGUCAGCCCUGAAUGAAAACUGAUGAAAACGUCAUGAAAAAUGUAUUUUCCAGUUAGAAGUCUGCAAAAAGCUACUUUAAUUAGCCAGCCUACAUUAGAAAUGUUAGAAACUUCUCCCAGUAAAAUAAAACAAUCCUAUUUAGUGUUCAGUGUGCUAUUUUAAAACUCUCUCUUCUAAUCCAACACGAACAAGUGAUAACUAAUAUACACUUUCAUCCUGUUUCAGUUAAAUUAUAUAAACCAGGUGAAGCUAAUGGCAGAGACUCAGUUCUUGUGUAAAACACUGAUCACUUAACCUUCUUAUUAUGUUACGGGUCAAUUUGACCCGUUCCAGUUUUUGUGUUGACCAUAGCGCUGAUCAUCUUCUAUUUUUCUUAAUGAAACUUUAUGACUUUUUCUUAUCUGGGGUCAUGAACUGGUAUGAGAAACAUGGACACUUUGAUGUGUCCUGGGAAGUCUUAGCAGUUUUUGUAUACAAAAAUGAUGUUGCGGGUCAUUUUGACCCACACACUUUAAUGUGAGUAAAAAGCUGUUCAGAACAAAAAUAAACAUGACUCUUUGAUGUGCUAUGUUGUGAUUGCUUCUGAAUAUACAUUCACACCCAGAGGCCCAGGUGUGUGCGCGAGAAACUUUUUCUGCCCUGUUCUUGUAACUGAUGUCAUGUGAUUUCAACACACCAAAAAUGAGCUCUAGAAGGUUGACAGCUGAAGAAGCUUUAUCUCAGCUUUUUAACUGGGAUAGCAAUGACGAAGAAGAUGUUUCAGAGACAGAGGAUUUUUCAGAGGCUGAGGACAAUGUUACUGAUGAUCCAGACUACCAAUUUUCUGAUGAGGAUUCUAAAGAGGAGUCUUCUGUCAUCGCUUCAUCAAGUGAAAACCAAGGAAUGCAGCAAUCAUCAUCUACAGAGGGGGCAUGGACAUCUAAAGAUGGUAAAAUAAAAUGGUCAACAUCACCACACCGAAGUCGAGGCAGACUGUCAUCUGCUAAUGUCAUCAAAAUGACACUUGGUCCUACAAGAUUUGCAGUCACACGAGUUGAUAAUAUCCAUUCAGCAUUUCAUCUCUUCAUACCCUCUCCAAUAGAAAAGAUUAUACUGGACAUGACUAACUUGGAGGGGAGGCGUGUAUUUCAACAGAAAUGGAAGCCCAUGGAUCUGACUGACUUGCAUGCUUAUAUUGGAAUCCUGGUAUUAGCUGGAGUAUACAGGUCAAAGGGAGAAGCAAAUGCAAGUCUAUGGAAUGAAGAGAAUGGAAGGCCGAUCUUUCGUGCAACAAUGUCUCUUGAGACAUUUCACAAGAUAUCUCGUGUGAUCCGAUUUGACAACCGUGAAACCAGAGCCAGUCGCUGUGAAAGAGACAAACUUGCUGCAAUCAGAGAUGUAUGGGAUAAAUGGGUGGAGAUUCUACCUUUGUUGUACAACCCUGGUCCCCAUGUGACUGUAGAUGAGCGCCUUGUUCCAUUCAGGGGCCGCUGUCCUUUCCGACAGUAUAUGCCCAACAAGCCGGCCAAGUAUGGCAUCAAAAUAUGGGCAGCUUGUGAUGCUAAAUCUAGCUAUGCAUGGAAUAUGCAGGUGUACACCGGAAAGCUACCUGGAGAGGCAUCUGAGAAGAAUCAGGGGAUGCGUGUGGUGCUGCAGAUGAGUGAAGGGCUGCAAGGGCAUAACAUCACCUGUGACAACUUCUUUACAUCCUACUGGCUUGGAGAUGAACUUCAGAAAAGAAAGCUCACUAUGUUGGGAACAAUCAGGAAAAAUAAACCAGAACUUCCCAGUGAAAUUCUGAAGAUGCAGGGAAGACCUCCACAUUCCUCAAAAUUUGUUUUCACCGAGAAAGCAACAGUUGUUUCAUACUGCCCAAAGAAAAACAAAAAUGUUCUUGUCAUGAGCACAAUGCACACAGAUGCAUCUCUGAGCACAAGAGAAGACAAAAAACCACAAAUGAUCCUGGACUACAACUCCACCAAAGGAGGCGUAGACAAUCUUGACAAAGUCACAGCAACAUACAGCUGCCAGCGCAAAACAGCUCGUUGGCCCUUGGUGAUUUUCUACAACAUUGUGGAUGUGUCAGCUUACAGUGCCUUUGUCCUGUGGACUGAAAUCAACCAACAUUGGAAUGUCGGCAAACUGUACCGACGUCGGCUUUUCCUGGAAGAACUGGGAAAAAGUCUUGUCACCCCCGAGAUCCAGAGGCGAGCCAGACCAGCUCGAUCCCCAGCAGCAGCAGCUCUCAUUGAAAACGUCAGGUCUGCAUCAUCUGACCAAUGUACAAUGAAUCCAGUGGAUACAGGUGCAAAGAAACGAAAAAGAUGCCAGGUCUGUCCCUCACGAUAAGACAUUAAAACAAGCACCGUUUGUGAGAAGUGCAAGAAGUGCAUUUGCAGAAAGCACACAGUUACACUCUGUCCAUCAUGUGGACAACACUGAAAAUGUUGAACAUUGAAAAUCUGAGAAAAAUAAAAGUGUUUGUAAAGAAGGAAAACUUUUACUAACUAGUUCUUACAAAUAGUUCUGGAUAUUCAAACUUUAUUGUGUGUCUGUGUUUUAAAUGUUUUUUCUAAUGGAAAAUAAAGUUCCUGUUUUAUUGCAGUUUUUUUUACAGUUCUAAGUGAAUUUAGACAGGGUGGGUCAAAAUGACCCGCAACAUAACCAAUGUGAUUUUUUUUCAACAUAAUACAAGAGUAGCACUUUCAUUUAGGGUCAUUUAAUAUUUCACAGAUAUUCUAAAACUAACCAAAGACGAGUUGUCUGAAUUAAUUUUAUGUUCACCUUAUUGUGAUGUCAUGCAAUAACAUUUGAACAGUCAGACUUCUAAUACACACUUACUGGUCACUUUAUUGGGUACACCUAGAGUUGGACCACCUUUUGCCUUCAGAGCUGCCGUAAUCCUUCGUAGCAUAGAUUUAACAAGGCGCUGGAAACUUUCCUCAGAGAUUUUGGUCCAUAUUGACAUGAUAGCAUCACACAGUUGCUGCAGAUUUGUCAGAUGAACAUCCAUGAUGCAAAUCUCCCGUUCCACCACGUUCCAAAGGUGCUCUGUUGGAUUGAGAUCUGGUGACUGUGGAGACCAUCUGAGUACAGUGAACUCAUUGUCAUGUUCAAGAAACCAGUCUGAGAUGAUUCCAGCUUUAUGACAUGGUGCAUUAUCCUGCUGGAAGUAGCCAUCAGAAGAUGGUACACUGUGGUCAUGAAGGGAUGGACAUGGUCAGCAACAAUGCUCGGGUGGGCUGUGGUGUUGCAACGAUGAUCAUUUAGUACUGAGAGGUCCAAGGUGUGCCAAGAAAAUGUCCCCCACACCAUUACACUACCACCACCACCAGCAGCCUGAACCAUUGAUACAAGGCAGGAUGGAUCCAUGCAUUCGUGUUGUUGACGCCAAAUUCUGACCCUAUCAUCUGAAUGUCACAGCAGAAAUCAAGACUCAUCAGACCAGGCAACAUUUUUCCAAUCUUUUAUUGUCUAACUUUGGUGAGCCUGUGUGAAUUGUAGCCUCAGGUUCCUGUUCUUAGCUGGCAGGAGUGGCACCCAGUGUGGUCUUCUGCUGCUGUAGCUCAUCUGCCUCAAGGUUCGAUGUGUUGUGUGUUCAGAGACGCUCUUCUGCACAUCUUGGUUGUAACGAGUGGUUAUUUGAGUUAUUGUUGUCUUUCUAUCAGCUCGAACCAGUCUGGCCAUCCUCUUCUGACCUCUGGCAUCAACAAGAGCUUUUCACCCACAGAACUGCUGCUCACUGGGUGUUUUCCAUUUUUCGGCCCAAUCUCUGUAAACCCUACAAAUGGUUGUGCACAACAACCCCAGAAGAUCAGCAGUUUCUGAAGUACUCAGACCCCGUCUGGUACCAACAGUCAAAGUAACUUAAAUCACAUUUCUUCCACAUUCUGAAGCUCUAUUUGAUCUGCCACAGAUCGUCUUGAUCAUGUCAACAUGCCUCCAUGUGAUCGGCUGAUUAAUCAUGUGUGUUAACGAGCAGUUGAACACAUGUACCCAACAAAGUGGCCAGUGAGUGUAGUUUAAACAUCAUAAUGUACACAUUUUUAUCAUUUCUUUCACCAAAUGUGUCCUAAACUAUAGUACACACAAGAUCCCACUGACUUCCACUUUAUCUGAGUUCUGGCUUUUUUCUUACAAACUGGAAGUUUUAUUUUCUCCUACAUGAAACGCCAAAUGUACGCUGCAAAAACAGAUUUCAGAGAAAGUAAAAAAAAUCUUAAUUCUUAGUCCAAAAAAAAUCUCAUUUUCUAGACAAAUUCUGUCACAUUGCUUAAAAAUCAAGUAAAAAUUCCUAAAUAUCCUAAUUUUCUUGCUUUUGAGGGGAAAAAAAAGAGUCAGCCAAAGAUUGCUUGGUUAAAACUAGCAAAAUAAUCUCAAUUUAGAUUUAUUUGCUAGUUUAAAUAACAUUCAAGAUUAUUUACGUUGUUUUAAGUAAUUCUAUUUUUCUAGAGAAGUUUUUUUAGACUAAAAAUAAGAUUAAAUGUCCAAAAAUUUGAUUCUUUACUUUGUUGGAAAUCUUUUUUGUUUCCAGUAUACAAGUACAUUUGAGGCCUUUUGCCUUUUUAGAGUGCGUUUCGAUUUUGCACAGUCACUGUUUAUGAGACCAAAUGACUUCUCUGCAUUUCUCAUGGAGAUUUCAGGUCUACACGUGCACGGUUACCAUGGUGAUCCUAAUGAACCUCUGGCAGCUCAGUUUUUUGGCUGAUUCUCAAUACACUUAAUCAGUUUAUACCUGAAAAUAGACUUUUUUUUUCAUAGAGAUGGUUUCCACAAAAUAUCAACUCUGUCAGGAAUUAUAGAAAAAAAUCUAUUUAUGUUUGAAUGGAGCUGUUUUGGCUCACUUCCAAAUUUCUGCCGUAAAUUUCAAGUUUAUGAAUUGCAAUCAGGACUUGUCAGUUUUUAUCUGUGCAGUAAGUAUGAGUAGGUCUGAACAAACUAUACCCCAAAAAUGACUGUAAAGUAGUUUCCGCUGCCCCCUUGUGAGCGGUCCAACAUGCAAAGACGCUCACCUUCUUGUUUCAGUUGCAAUUUGGGCAUUUUUUUAAUAUAAUAAAAUGGUUAGCGUUUUUGCCUCAAUGCUCCAACCUCACAAACAUGGGAAGGCCUCUCACUAACUAGAGCACAAAACAGAGCCGCAACACACACACACACACACACACUGGCACGCGUUCACCAACUGGAGCAACACUCGACAAGACACCACGUACAAACACAUCGCAUUCACCAGGAUCGGGCUUGAGAGGCUCGGAUGUGUAUUUUUUUUUCUUUUUUCAUUUGCUUGGCUCAGCCUGCAAGAGAAGGGAUUUGUGUUGUUUCACUCCAGCUGAUAUUCCCUCCAGAAGAAGCAGGCAGAACACUCAUUUUCACAUUUUCAGUGUGGAUGGGAGUGACAAACCUCUUGACACUGCCUGCAAAGAGCCUGAUUUAUUUUUUCCCCUCUUGUUUUAAAUUCUUAUACCCAUAUAUAACUGGGACAUAAGCAGGGAGGUGACACCUUUGCAGCCAGACUUCCAGAAUGUUCUUGUAUGAAUAAGAAAGUGUGUUAGAAAUGGCAGAUUAGGACUCUAAUGAGGGAUGGUGCUGGAAAAUGUGACCCUCCUUGCAUGAAAAGAAAAUCCUAAUUACCAUGCACACAAAUGCAUAUCUGAACCCGGCGUCUUUUCAUUCUAACCAUUAAAAUCCCAAGCUCAUUAAGACAGGCUCGCGUAUUGCUGUCCCAGGAGUUUAACUCCAAAAACCUACAGCUGCACGACAACAUGGAAGCUCUGCUCCUCCCCAUCACCUGACCCAGCCAAGAACAUUUUCUAUACUUGUUCUUUAUGCCAACAAGGCUCUUUAUCUUGCAUAAAAGCAACAACACCUUUAUUUUUAACUGCUGUAGAAUUGAGAUGCAACAUUAUUUUUCUUCUGAACUUGAUUAAAUAACCUUGCCGUUUCCAAACCUCGGUCUUGCCUCAUUCAAGAAGCGUACCUUUUCCGGCCGCAGCAGCUCCUGUCAGCUUGGUGAGAUUCACAGAGCAGCAGACAACAGGAGUGGGCGGCGUAACUGUUUGAUCCUAGAAGAUUAAAGGGGCGAUAGGAUUGAGCGGGUCUACCUUAAAGAAUCAUCUGAAGUAACCAAACACUUGCUCUAAUGGCUCGGCUCCUUCAGACCCUCUCAGCUCCGCUCAUGUUUGCUCCCUUUAAGACGGUUGAGUCUCAUUAUCUCAUUGUAGGGGCAGCUGUUGAACAGUGCGUGUCAGCAGCACGGUCAAUAUUCACCAUCUUUAGGAAUGAAUCAUCGCAGCAGCUCUCUGCCCAUGCUCUGCUGCAGCGCUGCUGGCUAUAAGGCUGAACCAGUGUCUCACUGUCAUGUACACUUUUUCAGAUGACUAAUUUGCUCUCUUCUCCUCCCUCCCCCUUCCCCUCCCUCACUCUAUUUCUCAUUUCGACCCUCUUCU